Messenger RNA from Puntigrus tetrazona (Sumatra barb), 2840 nucleotides. It is a transcript of the gene pals2b, whose product is annotated as protein associated with LIN7 2, MAGUK family member b. Gene Ontology annotation, molecular function: protein binding. The record is from RefSeq and is a predicted model, not a curated record. Lineage: Eukaryota; Metazoa; Chordata; Actinopteri; Cypriniformes; Cyprinidae. The transcript has 15 exons. Bases 447 to 2228 code for a protein of 593 amino acids. Gene Ontology annotation, cellular component: cell-cell junction; plasma membrane.
GUGUGUGCACGCGUUUGGAAAGCGCCAGGUUCGGUCCCUGACGGGUCGCAGUGACUUCUGUGUCUGUUCUCAUCUGUCCGCUCGUGGUUCAGGUGAAACAGGUUAUCUGCUUUGCGCGUUGAAUAAAUAACAAAAAUGGCCGCGUGCGUGAAAACGUGCAAGAAAUAUAGUUUGUUAAUACGCGUUAUAGAUCAUCAUUCGCCUGAAUAUAGUUUGUUUGCCUCGCUCUGCCGAUAUUGAUCUGUUUCUGCUCGUCGGCCGCUAUCAUUCAUUGAUUGAACGUCCCGCGCUGCAGUUUUGAUGGAGCGAAGCUUGAAAAAAAUGUCCCGUGGGAAUGAAAACACGAUUCUGCACUUGGCUGGAGCAGUGGAUGAGAAGUGUGUAGCAGAUCGGGGAGGGAGCGGGAACAGCGUCGGCCACAACUGGAGUCUCACUGAUCGGCAGCCAUGAUCACAGUAGAGCAGAGGUCAGGUUUGACAGCGGGAAUGAUUCUCACUGCAGGCGAAACGUUCUCAAACGGAGCAGGUUCUGACUCGGAUGCCGGGGGCAUUGGAGAAACUGGGGAGGGGGCGCCUGAACUUGUUGAAAGUGAAAACACUUCUGGAGCUAUGCAGCAGGUGUUGGAUAACCUGGGCGAGUUGCCCGCCACCACCGGGGCUAAAGACAUUGACCUCAUCUUCCUCAAAGGCAUCAUGGAGAGUCCAAUCGUCCGCUCACUGGCCAAGGCUCAUGAGCGUUUGGAGGAUGUGAAGUUGGAAGCAGUGCAGGAGAAUAACGUGGAGCUUGUGACUGAGAUCCUGGGUGACAUCAGCGGGCUGAGCGUACGAGAUGACAGCGCAGCAGAGCUCUCCAAAAUCCUGCAGGAGCCCCAUUUUCAGUCUCUUCUGGAAGCCCAUGACAUUGUGGCGUCUAAGUGCUAUGAAGCCCCACCCCCUCCUGAAGUGACCAAUGAUGCAGCAGUAAAUAAUGCUCUUAUGCAGGCCGAUGCCGUCAGGAUGAUUGGCAUCCGCAAGAAAGCAGGAGAACCUUUGGGUGUGACCUUUCGAAUGGACAAGGGUGACCUGGUAAUCGCUCGCAUCCUCCACGGAGGGCUGAUUGACAGGCAGGGGCUGCUGCAUGUGGGUGACAUUAUAAAGGAGGUGAAUGGGAAGGACGUCGGUAAUAAUCCCACUGAACUCCAGGAGAUGCUCAAAGAAUGUAGUGGAGGAAUAACACUGAAAAUACUGCCCAGCUACAGAGAUGCUGCAGCGCCACCACAGGUUUAUGUGCAGCCACAUUUUGACUACAAUCCCGCCAAUGACAAUCUAAUUCCAUGCAGAGAGGCGGGGCUUGCUUUUAAAAGGGGAGAUGUCCUGCAGAUUGUCAACCGAGAAGACCCAAACUGGUGGCAGGCAUGCCAUUUAAUAGAAGGAGGUACUGGGCUGAUUCCCAGUCAGUUUCUGGAGGAAAAGAGGAAAGCAUUUGUUCCUAGGGACCUGGAUGGAACAGGGAUCCUUUGUGGUACAAUAACCGGUAAAAAAAAGGAAAAAAUGAUGUACCUUACUGCCAAAAAUGCAGAGUUUGAUCGGCAUGAGCUUCAGAUCUACGAGGAAGUGGCACGUAUGCCACCGUUUCAGAGGAAAACGCUCAUCCUGAUUGGAGCGCAAGGAGUGGGGCGCCGUAGCCUGAAAAACAGACUAGUUGUGCUACAUCCCACUCGCUUUGGUACCACUGUACCACACACGUCUCGGCGGCCUCGCAAUGACGAGCUAGAUGGUCAGUCGUAUAGAUUUGUAACCCGUCUAGAGAUGGAGAUGGACAUCAAGGCGGGACGGUACCUGGAACAUGGAGAGUACGAUGGGAACCUCUACGGUACUAAAAUUGACUCCAUCCAUGAGGUGGUGAACACCGGCCGCACGUGUAUCCUAGACGUCAAUCCCCAGGCUCUGAAGGUGUUAAAAACUGCAGAGUUCAUGCCCUAUGUCGUGUUCAUCGCAGCGCCAGAGUUUGACACACUGAAGUCUAUGCACAAAGCUGUGGUUGAUGCUGGACUCACCACCAAACAGCUCACAGAUGUGGACCUGAAGAAAACCGUGGAUGAAAGCGCUCGCAUCCUUCGGGCUUACAGACACUACUUUGACCUCAUCAUUGUCAAUGACAACCUAGACGGCGCGUUUGAGAAACUGCAGUCGGCUGUGGACCAACUCUGUACUGAACCACAGUGGGUUCCAGUGAGCUGGGUUUACUAAGGGCAUCUUUAAAAGAUCACCAUACUAGUGUUUGAGUGUGUGUGUGUGUGUGUGUGUGUGUGUGUGUGUGUGUGUGAUUGGCAUGUGAGGGGAUUGAUGCGGGGCAGUGAAGUCACGUGUUUGGACUGACCAACCAAAUGAACGUCAUCUGCCACGAAAAGCACCGUUAGCCCCAGCCUCACUACUGUGCAAACAAUGCAAGGUUUUUCUACUCAAACUGAAAGGGAAGAGUACUUAUUUAUUUUAGUAUUUGUAUGCUUUUAAAGAAAAUCUUUCUAUUUGUAACAUCUUCGGAGUUGGGAGAAAAGAAAAGCGAGGAAAACUGAAACCGGCCUUGCCAAAAGAGGGGCCGUUUUUUAAUUUAUUAUUGUAGUUGUUUUUACAUGCGUUUCUCCUUUUUAAUUUUGCAGUACCUGAACCUACUGUGACGUUUUGAUUUAUACUCAAAUGAAGGAUUAACCUGACAGAGUGUAGCAGGCCAAGGGCUCCUGUAGAACAUUCUAGAUCCUAAAACCAUGAACCACAAAACUGUUUACAUAGACCCUGUUCUCCUGUCAUUUGCUUUUCUUCAUAUCCGAAAGAGAUGCAUUAAAUCUCUUUUAUGCAAACGUC